Messenger RNA from Zingiber officinale, 4040 nucleotides. Its product is annotated as probable serine/threonine-protein kinase WNK10. The coding region runs from base 848 to 3193 and encodes 781 amino acids. Gene Ontology annotation, cellular component: cytoplasm. Gene Ontology annotation, molecular function: ATP binding; protein serine/threonine kinase activity. The record is from RefSeq and is a predicted model, not a curated record. Gene Ontology annotation, biological process: protein phosphorylation; intracellular signal transduction. The transcript is spliced from 8 exons. NCBI's taxonomy places the organism in Eukaryota, Viridiplantae, Streptophyta, Magnoliopsida, Zingiberales, Zingiberaceae.
CAACAUAUAUCUAUGUGCGUCGCCUAUCUCUCUCACCCCCUGCUUCGACUUGAUUUUCUCGAUCGCUUCUCCUCCGAUCGAUUUGAUCUGGAUGAUGGAUUGGAUUCCCCUUUUUUUUUUGUCUCUCCUUUAGGGGGUUUGGAAGAUCGGGCCGGUGGGAAUUCGCCAACGAGCGCUUCCGCCGAGGCUAGAAGCGACUGCUCUGCCAGAUUCACACCGUCCUAAACUAUCGGCCAUGCUGCCGUCGACUACACCAUCGGCGCACUCGGCGAACCCCGUCGGAUUGCUGGUCAAUUCCAGUGCUGAGCAGGUCAUGCCCAGGUACGCUCCCAGCUGUCAGAACAACGCGGCGGCGAUUAGCCGCAGAGGUGGUGGCGGAGGAUCUACAUCGACGCAAACGGAGCAGCUAGACCUGUCGUUGCAGUGGUGGCCGAUGGAGGAGGUCGAGGAAAAGACGGCGGACUCAGCUGCGUCGGCGAAGCAGAAGGCCGAGGGGUGCUCGACGACCACGAGGCGCUUCGGAGUCUCAAUCAGAAUCAAGAGGAACCGCGUAGAAGUAACGCCGGACGCGAAGGUCGGAAUGCAGUAACGGCCGUCCAACUGAAACAAGACGGGCGUCGCUACGCUGCGCGAUGAAACGGCGACAGCACGUGACCAAGAUUCGUCGGUCCGUUUUUCUAUACUUUCCGUUUUUUUUUUUUCAAAAAAAAUCUUUUUAAAAUCGAAAAUAAUUUAACUUUCUAUUAUUUUAAAACCUCAUAAAAUUCUAAAUUUAGCAAAUGGAAAUAAAAAAGGGGGGAAAAAGUGCCAUAAUUGUAUAGGCGCUCAACCGAACCAACCACCUCGCAUGUUGUCCGCUUUCUUUCUAUUUAUGGCCUUUCCUUCCUUCUCUUUCUCCUCUCCCCUCUUUUUCUCCUCCGUUUCAACUUCCCCUCCUCCUUCGCUCCGAUCUCCGAUCUCAUCUCCGACAUGGCCGCCUUCCGCCUUCCCUCCUCCUUGUAGCCUCUCGGCCCCUCCUCCUCCCUCCCUCCUCGGCUUCUCUCCCCUCCGCGAACCGCCCGAUGGAAAUCCCGAACGUGGCGGGAGGAUGAGGGGCCGGACGAUGCCUCUUCCUGUCGCGUCUUGCGGUCAUCGCCUGCAAUCGGCCUCUGAUUCGUUCUCCGCCACGUCCGUAGUGCUCCGGUUCUUCCCUCUUCUCUUCUUUUCUCGAUCUGUAGAUUUCGGUUCCUCCUUUUUUUUCCCUCUUUUUUGUUUUGUUUUCUUUCUGUUGCCCCGAAUGGAACCCGCAUUUUUCGAUGGUUCCUCGAGAGCGACCUGGAUGAUUGGCGACGGCGACAGGAAAUCGGAAUCCGAGUUCGAAGCCGAUCCUACCGGACGAUAUCUUCGUUAUAAUGAGAUCCUUGGUAGAGGAGCAUUCAAGACUGUUUAUAAAGCAUUCGAUGAGAUUGAUGGGAUAGAAGUUGCGUGGAAUCAAGUGAGAAUUGAUCAGGUGUUGGAGUCUCCUUUCGACCUUGAACAUUUGUAUUCUGAAGUUUAUUUGCUGAAGUCCUUAAAGCAUGAGAAUAUUAUCAGAUUUUUCAACUCAUGGGUUGAUCACAAAAAGAAGAACGUUAACAUCAUUACUGAAUUAUUCACUUCCGGAAGUCUAAGACAAUACCGCCAAAAGUACAGGCGUGUGGACUUGAGGGCAAUAAAAAGCUGGGCAAGGCAAAUUCUUCAAGGUCUGGUGUACCUUCAUGGUCAUGAGCCUCCUAUCCUUCAUAGAGAUUUGAAAUGCGAUAACAUAUUUGUGAAUGGCAAUCAUGGAGAAGUCAAGAUUGGCGACCUUGGGUUAGCUAUUGUCAUGCAACAGCCUACUGCUCGAAGUGUUAUUGGUACUCCCGAGUUCAUGGCUCCAGAACUGUACGAGGAAGAGUAUAACGAAUUGGUUGACAUUUAUUCUUUUGGUAUGUGUAUCUUGGAAAUGAUUACGCUUGAAUAUCCAUAUAGUGAAUGCAAAAAUCAAGCUCAGAUUUAUAAGAAAGUGAUUUCUGGAGUAAAGCCAGCUUCACUUGCUAAAGUAACAGAUCCUCAGGUACGCCAAUUUAUUGAGAAAUGCUUGGUUUCUGCUUCAGAUAGAUUGCCUGCUAAGGAGCUCUUGAAAGAUCCAUUUCUAUGUGAUGAUACCUCAAAAGAACCUCUUAGAACUCAUGUUCAUGCUUUUAACGGCAUGCUUAAUGCAACAAAUCUACCUUCAAGGCCAUUGUCUGUGGAUGUUAACAGCAACCUCACUGCCGUUACACCGAAAUUGGAAUUGGUAAAAACUAAUAGAAACAAUGAAUUUAAACUGAAAGGAGAGAAAAGUAAUGAUGCUUCCAUAUCACUAAGACUGCGCAUUGCAAAUACACAUGGUCGAGCUCAGAAUAUUCAUUUCCCUUUCGACUUAAACUCUGAUACACCUCAUGCAGUUGCAGCAGAAAUGGUUGAGCAACUAGAUUUAGCAGAUUAUGAUGUUGCCUUCAUAGCUAAUUUUAUCGAUUCUUUGAUCGCUAAACUCAUACCUGGUUGGAAGCCUUCUGCCAGUCUAGUUUCAAAUGAUAACAUGAACACACGCCAAGAUUAUGGAGGCUGUGGAAAUAAGGAGCUUUUAACUGAUUGCCCUUCAAACCUGCUGUCCAUUAUUCCUUUCCAGGUCAGCUAUGGUCAUGCUGAUUUAUCGCCGUUAAAUAUUGGGACCUUAGAGGGAGAAUCUGCAGAGCAUGAAGAUGACAUAUCAGAUCAGAAGACUUGUGAAGGGAUUCCAAUUGUUGAUUUCGAUUCAUUUUGGAGUGAGGUCAACAAGAUGGACAAGGUUUCUCUUAAAUCAGCUACUUCACCUAUGUUUGUUGGUAGCUUCCAAAGCUUGAGUGAAGAUAACACAGAUGUCGACUCUAAAGGUGAUGGAGGAACCUAUGAUACGAUCGAAGGACUAACGCCAAAGAAGAACAUGAAACUUUUCGACUCUACAGGUAGUUUCGAGAACUUGAAAGGCUCCUCACUCUCACUAACAGACAAAGAGUACAAAGAUCUGCAGGCAGAGCUCUAUAAAAUUGAAUCUCAAUUCAAUUCCUAUUAUUAUCAGCUUUCAAGCAUGCAACAAUACGCAAUGCAGAAUGCUACGAAGACGUUUUAUGCAAACAAGAACGGAACAAAACCUUCUCCUACUCUGCUCUGAGUGUUUCUUAUGGAAAGAUUGAAUCAUAGAUGGAGGUGUUGUAUGCUUGUACAUAGGGGAAUAUAUGUAUAUAAACCUGUCCAAUAAGACGGUAAGACGAAGAUACUCAAAUGCCUAUUAUGACUAUUAAAACAGACAUGUUCUAGCAAGAUCAUUAUCUUAAGAUCUAUAUAAUUUCUAUACACUGAUCUAUGUUAGCAAGUCAGAAGCAAUGCAUACCUGGUCAGAUCCAACCAAGCAUAUAUUCCACUUGCAAGAACCAUAAGGUUUGCCCUUUUUCUGGAGAGAAGCUGAAUGAAGAAGCAUACAUGAGUGAUAUUGGUUCGGCUCACCUCUCUCUAUCCUCGAACCGAUAUUAAAGAUCUGAGCCGACACAAUAACACACCAUGUCUUCUUCUUCUACUACUACUAAUUCUCCUCUCAUCAUGAAGUUCAUUUGGAUUUCUGGAGCUGAAUCUUGUUGAGAGGUCAUGGCGCUUGACAAUUCUUAUAUUUAUGCCUCAAGCAGAGCAAGUAGGUGUUUCUUUCAACUCCAACUGGAAUUUAACUGUGCAGUGGAUGGUACAAAGGGAUGAGAUUGCAAAAAAAAAAAAAAGGCACUGUUGUCCCUUAUUGUCAAUAGUUAUCAAAGAUCAGAGAGAAGGAUUUGGUGACCUAAUAGCAAUUGACUUGACAAGGUUGGAGACAGCCAAAAGGAAUAUGUGGGAGAUCGAUCUCACCAUGCAGCGCUUGAUUCUGGAGUGUAUCUGUUUGUUUUGUAGCCAUGUAUUUAACUUUGUUUUCAAACAGGUGCUUCUUCAUAUUGCGUAUGUGAAUAAAGAAAGUGUUUGAUUUGAAUGUUUUUAAA